Chondrus crispus (carragheen) is the source of this 186-nucleotide messenger RNA. RefSeq lists its product as hypothetical. Bases 1 to 186 code for a protein of 61 amino acids. The record is from RefSeq and is a predicted model, not a curated record. NCBI's taxonomy places the organism in Eukaryota, Rhodophyta, Florideophyceae, Gigartinales, Gigartinaceae. The transcript has a single exon.
AUGCGUAAUCACGGGCAGGCCCAGGGCCGUCGAUUCGGCCACGGGGCUGUCAAGGAUUGCCUUCCGGAAGCUCGCGAGCGAGGGCAAGUUGCCCGGUAUUUGGAAAGCCAGAUGAAGCACCUCCCCGUUCUGCUUCCACUAUUGCUUCCGAGUUUGCCCGCCAGUACUGCUUUCGGUGUGCUGUGA